Molecule: messenger RNA, 327 nt
Organism: Eruca vesicaria subsp. sativa (arugula)
Lineage: Eukaryota; Viridiplantae; Streptophyta; Magnoliopsida; Brassicales; Brassicaceae
Source: the annotation of a GenBank genome assembly
AUGAUAUGUUAUAAUAUAUUAGGAGUUCGACAAUGUGAUACGGAUCAGGAUGCUCAGAAGGUUAUUGUGGGUGGUGAUUUUAAUUUAGAUGAGGUGGUGGAAACUGUUAAGAGAAAACUUGGUAAAAAGACAGAAGUUUUGACUACGAUUAAGGAAGCUAAUGUAAUUGCAAAUGAAGAUGAUGAAUCUGAAAUAGUUCCAGAGAAGAUAAAUGAAGAUAUUGAAAUAGUUCCAAAGGAAAGUGAAGAAUCUGAAAUAGUCUCAGAGAGAAAUGAAGAAAUUGAAAUAAUUCCAAAGAAAAAUGAAGAAAUUGAAAUAGUUCCAUAG